Molecule: messenger RNA, 1309 nt
Organism: Cebus imitator (Panamanian white-faced capuchin)
Lineage: Eukaryota; Metazoa; Chordata; Mammalia; Primates; Cebidae
Gene: TYW3
Product: tRNA-yW synthesizing protein 3 homolog
Exons: 7
Coding region: 100-879 (259 amino acids)
Biological process (GO): tRNA methylation
Cellular component (GO): cytoplasm
Molecular function (GO): tRNA methyltransferase activity
Source: RefSeq, a predicted model, not a curated record
AGUUUGGACCUUUCCGGCCACCGCUCGCUUCAAUAUGGCUGCCCCCAGGGAGAGAGGAGUCUGCCGUGAAGCUGAGCGCAGACCCUGAGUCCUUCACACAUGGAUCGCAUCGCGGAGUUCAGGAAAUGGAAGGUGCAAUGUUUGAGCAAAGCGGACCUCAGCCGCAAAGGCAGUGUGGACGAGGAUGUGGUAGAGCUUGUGCAGUUUCUGAACAUGCGAGAUGAAUUUUUUACCACCAGCUCCUGCGCUGGCCGCAUUCUCCUCCUUGACGGGGGUAUAAAUGGUUUUGAAGUUCAGAAACAAAACUGUUGCUGGCUGCUGGUUACACACAAACCUUGUGUAAAAGAUGAUGUGAUUGUAGCUCUAAAGAAAGCAAAUGGUGAUGCCACUUUGAAAUUUGAACCAUUUGUUCUACAUGUGCAGUGUCGACAAUUGCAGGAUGCACAGAUUCUGCAUUCCGUGGCAAUAGAUUCUGGUUUCAGGAACUCUGGCAUAACAGUGGGAAAGAGAGGAAAAACUAUGUUGGCUGUCCGGAGUACACAUGGCUUAGAAGUUCCAUUGAGUCAUAAGGGAAAACUGAUGGUGACAGAGGAAUAUAUUGACUUCCUGUUAAAUGUGGCAAAUCAAAAAAUGGAGGAAAACAAGAAAAGAAUCGAGAGGUUUUACAACUGCCUACAACAUGUGUUGGAAAGGGAAACUAUGACUAACUUACAUCCCAAGAUCAAGGAGAAAAAUAACUCAUCAUAUACUCAUAAGAAACAAAGAAAUCAAGAAAAAGCACAUGGCCAGUGUAUUACUAAAGAAAAUGAUAAAGAACUUGAAAAUGAUGAUGAUGAUGAUCUAGGAAUCAAUAUUACCAUCUUCCCUGAAGACUACUGAGUUUUAGUUCUGGCAUGUCUUGGUUGUAAUGUUUCUACUUCCGGCAGGUCCUUCAGGAAGUACCCCAGAAGAAGGCAUUGUUAGCAUAGAAGAUGACAGCUUCAUUUGUGCUAUUGCCCCUGAAGACCUUCCAGUGGGACAAGAUAUGGAGGAGGAAGACAGAUUCUGACCCUGUGUAGGCUUUGGCUAAUGUGCGUGUUUGUAUCUUAGUUUUUAACAAAUAAGUUUAAAAAGUAAAAAAAUAAAAAAUAAUAGAAAAAAACUUAUAGAAUAAGGAUAUAAAGAAAUACUUUGUACAGCUGUACAAUGUAUUUGUUUUAGGCUAAGCAUUACUACAAAAGAGUCCAAGAGUUUUAAGAAAUUAAAGUUUAUAAACUAAAUGUUCAUUGUAAGCUAAGGUUAAUUUAUUAUUGAAGAAAGAAAAAAAUUU